This is a messenger RNA of Adineta ricciae, 978 nucleotides long. Lineage: Eukaryota; Metazoa; Rotifera; Eurotatoria; Adinetida; Adinetidae. The record is from the annotation of a GenBank genome assembly.
AUGAUGAAUCGACUUCCUCCACCACCUUUAUUUACAAUUCGUCCUCCACCGAAACCACCUGGACCGUUUUUCGAACAAUUUCAAACCAUUGAGAUUCUCAAUGGUCAAUGCGUUCUUCCAUCAUUCAAUUUUCUUUUAAAUUCCACGUCGAAUGUCCUUCACAAACACGAACAACAAAUCAAUUGGUUGAAUCUUUUUCUACUGAUUUUGGCUUUAGUCAGUGUCAUAUCCUGUAUUAUUAUUGCGAUAUUUAUUUUUAUAUGUCUUAAAAAAUUGAAAAAAGAAGAAAAACAAUAUAAAAAUUAUGUACUGACUGGAUCUUUGGCGAGAAGUUCGCAUCAAUCGGAUCAUUGUAAAAGAGCCAAUGAACAUUACAAAUGUACAUCAAAUGCAUUGAAUUGUUGUGACGAUUCUUAUUCUCAUCAAUUAAUUCCAUUAACCGAUCCGAUCAAUCCAAAUUCCAAUGAACCAUCUUCACUCGCCACACAUUCUUCAGCUUUUGAUACAUUACAAAACCAUCAGUACGAAUGUAUACCUGAUUAUUUCUUAACAAUGGCUCGUCAUCCUCAUUCUUCUUCAUUAUCCAAAUCACAUAUCUGUCAUUAUCAGCAUACAUUAUAUCAUCGACCAAAUCCGUGUUCGAUUCCAUAUGCAACGUUUUCUCGAUCGUUAAUUCAUUCGCAAGGAAUACCAACGACGAUAAGCACAAGUGAUAGUAGUCAAUGUACAUGUUCUCCUCCUCCGUCGACAACAGUUGUUCAGGAAGAAUCAUCAACGCCUUUAUUACUUUCAUCGACGAAUAACGCAACACAGAAAACCGAAGAUGUUUCGAUAUCUUCGCCGAAAUCACUGAGAAUUGGAUGGACAAGACGAAGUCACACUUCGAUACCAACGAAAAUUCAACCAUCCGAAAAUCAUCUUCGUGAAAAACGAUUUAGUUUCUUAUCUCAACUAAGAAAAUCUUCUGUAUUACAUUAG